Messenger RNA from Taeniopygia guttata (zebra finch), 2441 nucleotides. It is a transcript of the gene PRDM5, whose product is annotated as PR/SET domain 5. The record is from RefSeq and is a predicted model, not a curated record. Gene Ontology annotation, biological process: regulation of transcription by RNA polymerase II. NCBI's taxonomy places the organism in Eukaryota, Metazoa, Chordata, Aves, Passeriformes, Estrildidae. Gene Ontology annotation, molecular function: DNA-binding transcription factor activity; protein binding; RNA polymerase II cis-regulatory region sequence-specific DNA binding.
CCCGCAUCCAGCCCCUCUUCCUGCCCCCUCCCCCGGACUCCCGCUCGCCGCUCCCGGUGGGAUGGAAGUCCCCCCGUAAGCCUCUUCCUUCUCCCCGGUAGCAGGCGGCGGGCCCCGAGUUCGGUGCAAAAAUGCUGGGCAUGUACGUGCCGGAUAGGUUCGCCCUGAAGUCGUCCCGGGUGCAGGACGGGAUGGGGCUCUACACGGCCCGCAGAGUGAAGAAGGGUGAAAAGUUUGGCCCCUUUGCAGGAGAGAAGCGAAUGCCGCAGGAGCUGGAUGAGAGCACAGACUGCAGGCUCAUGUGGGAAGUUCGUGGGAGCAAAGGUGAGGUCCUUUAUAUCCUGGAUGCCAGCAACCCACGCCAUUCGAACUGGCUGCGCUUUGUCCAUGAGGCUCCAUCCCAGGAACAGAAGAACCUGGCAGCCAUCCAGGAGGGGGAAAAUAUUUUCUAUCUGGCUGUGGAAGAUAUUGAAACAGACACAGAACUUCUGAUUGGGUACUUGGACAGUGACAUGGAAGAAGAGGAGGAGGAGGAGGAAGAAGUAACUGUUACCCAGGAAGAUGAAGACAGUGGCAGCAAUAAAGAAGUGCAGCCAUCUGGUGAAAAAAUUGCUGAUCCCCUCACCUGUAAACAGGACCAUGCAUGCCCAAACUGUGAAUCCAGUUUUGCCAGCCAGGAGAUCCUAGCUGAGCAUCUGCAGACUUUGCACCAAAAACCCAGUGAGGAAAAGGAAUUUAAGUGCCGAAAUUGUGGAAAGAAAUUCCCUGUUAAACAAGCUCUACAAAGACAUGUCCUUCAGUGCACAGAGAAUAUCAUCCCAGGAGACUCCUCAAGAAGUUUCCAGUGCUCUCUUUGCAAUACUGCCUUCAGCUCAGAAUCGAGUUAUGAGCAGCACAAGGAGGCGUGCAGAGGGGAUGCCAGGUUUAUAUGCAAGGCAGAUAGCUGUGGGAAGAGGUUCAAGAGCAAGGAUGCCCUGAAAAAACACAAAGAAAAUGUUCACAGUGGAAAUUCUAGGAAGAAGCUGAUGUGUUCAGUGUGCAAUAAGAAAUGUUCCUCAGCAGCAAAUCUCCAGGAGCAUCGAAAGGUCCAUGAGAUCUUUGAAUGUCGAGAAUGUGACAAGAAAUUCAUUUCGGCUAAUCAGCUGAAGCGCCAUAUGAUAACUCAUUCAGAAAAACGCCCCUACACCUGCGAGGUUUGCAAUAAGUCCUUCAAACGACUUGAUCAAGUGACUGCACACAAAAUAAUACACAGUGAAGAUAAACCUUAUAAAUGCAAGCUUUGUGGAAAGGGAUUUGCCCACAGAAAUGUUUACAAGAAUCACAAGAAGACCCAUUCUGAAGAGAGACCGUUCCAGUGUGAGGAAUGCAAAGCCUUGUUCCGAACCCCCUUCUCUCUACAAAGACAUUUGUUAAUCCAUAACAGCGAGAGGACCUUCAAGUGUGAUCACUGUGAUGCCACUUUCAAAAGAAAGGACACAUUAAAUGUUCAUAUUCAAGUUGUACAUGAUGGACAUAAGAAAUACAAGUGUGACCUGUGUGACAAAGCUUUUGUGACACCCUCAGUUCUGAAGAGCCAUAAGAAAACUCACACAGGAGAAAAAGAGAAAAUUUGCCCAUAUUGUGGACAGAAGUUUGCAAGCAAUGGAACACUGAGAGUUCAUAUCCGAAGCCAUACAGGUGAGCGUCCUUACCAGUGUCCUUACUGUGACAAAGCUUUCAGCAAGAACGAUGGCUUGAAGAUGCACAUUCGCACCCACACCAGGGAAAAGCCGUACCAGUGCUCGGAGUGUAACAAGGCUUUCAGUCAGAAGAGAGGCCUGGAUGAGCACAUGAGGACCCACACCGGGGAGAAGCCCUUCCAAUGUGAUGUUUGUGACCUGUCCUUCAGCCUGAAGAAGAUGCUGAUCCGACACAAGCUGACUCACAACCCCAACCGCCCCAUGGCAGAGUGCCAGCUCUGCCACAAGAAGUUUACAAGGAAUGACUACCUCAAAGUACACAUGGAAAAUGUCCAUGGAGAAACUGACAGCUAAAUAGGGCCUCAGUGAGAAGGGUGGAUCCAAAGUGCUGAGUUUGUACGUGUACAAACUCCAGAUUUUCCACCUGGCCAGUAAGCAAAAUCAGGAAAAACAACUGUAAUGUCUUCAUGUGUUGUUUUCCCAAUUUUGUUGAAAAUAUGUUAGUAGGAAAAAAAAUCUCAAAGACAUUCUGAUGUAAAACAGCUUGAAAAUAAAAAAAAAUAGAGACACAAGAACUUUGGAAAAAUUUUACCCUCAUUUAAACAAAUAAGCUUUAAGCAAACUUUUCUUUGUUAAUGACAUCCUUAGAUAUUAGUAGCAGUGCCUGGAAAUCCUAGACACUUGCAACCAAACUCUUGGCUGUCUGCAACUGUAUUUCUGUAUCUAACCUACAAGGCUCCAUUAAAAUUAUUUAAUUUGAAA